UGGCUUGCUGACAUUGCCCUGUUCAGAAGGAAGACAAAGGUCUCGCUUCUUGCUGUGGGAUCGUAUGAUAAUACCGUGCGCAUUCUAUCUUUGGAUCCUGACGACUGUCUGCAGAUUCUCAGCGUGCAAAGUGUCUCUUCCGCUCCGGAGUCUCUGCUAUUCCUCGAAGUUCAGGCAUCGAUUGGUGGAGAGGAUGGUGCUGAUCACCCGGCAAAUCUCUUCCUCAAUUCUGGUCUGCAGAAUGGUGUUCUUUUCAGAACGGUGGUGGACAUGGUGACUGGUCAGCUUUCGGAUUCUCGCUCCCGGUUCUUGGGGCUGAAGCCUCCCAAGCUAUUCUCCAUUUCUGUGAGAGGCCGUUCUGCAAUGCUGUGUUUGUCUAGCCGACCUUGGCUUGGUUAUAUUCACCGGGGACACUUCCACUUGACGCCUUUGUCUUAUGAGACUUUGGAAUUUGCUGCCCCCUUUUCAUCUGAUCAGUGCGCUGAAGGUGUUGUCUCUGUCGCAGGGGAUGCUCUGAGAAUUUUCAUGAUUGAUCGUCUUGGUGAAACGUUCAACGAAACAGUGGUCCCUCUGAGGUACACGCCUAGAAAGUUUGUUCUCCAACCCAAGCGGAAGUUGUUGGUUAUUAUCGAGAGUGACCAGGGAGCAUUCACCGCAGAAGAGCGUGAAGCUGCAAGAAAGGAGUGCUUCGAGGCUGGUGGAGUGGGAGAAAAUGGUAAUGGCAAUGCAGAUCAGAUGGAGAAUGGUGCGGAUGAUGAAGAUAAGGAAGACCCGCUUUCUGAUGAGCAGUACGGUUAUCCAAAAGCAGAGUCUGAAAAGUGGGUUUCUUGCAUCAGAGUUCUUGAUCCCAAGACAGCUACGACAACUUGUCUCCUGGAACUUCAAGACAACGAAGCUGCAUACAGUGUCUGUACGGUGAAUUUCCAUGAUAAAGAGUAUGGUACAUUGUUGGCUGUUGGUACAGUCAAAGGGAUGCAGUUCUGGCCCAAAAAGAAUCUAGUGGCUGGGUUCAUACAUAUUUAUAGGUUUGUGGAGGAAGGGAAAUCUCUUGAGCUUCUUCAUAAGACGCAAGUAGAAGGUGUUCCUCUUGCUCUGUGCCAGUUCCAAGGAAGACUGCUGGCAGGGAUCGGACCUGUCCUCAGAUUGUAUGAUUUGGGGAAAAAGAGACUGCUUAGGAAAUGUGAAAACAAGCUCUUUCCAAACACCAUUAUCUCUAUCCAAACUUACCGUGACCGUAUAUACGUUGGUGACAUUCAGGAGUCUUUCCAUUACUGCAAGUACAGGCGCGACGAGAAUCAGCUAUACAUAUUUGCGGAUGACUGCGUGCCGAGGUGGCUGACAGCAUCGCACCAUGUGGAUUUCGAUACCAUGGCAGGUGCAGAUAAGUUUGGGAAUGUGUAUUUUGUGCGGUUGCCUCAGGAUCUGUCUGAGGAGAUAGAAGAAGACCCGACAGGCGGGAAGAUAAAGUGGGAGCAAGGAAAGCUGAAUGGAGCACCGAACAAAGUGGAUGAGAUAGUACAGUUCCAUGUUGGGGACGUAGUGACGUGCUUGCAGAAAGCUUCGAUGAUCCCAGGUGGAUCGGAAUCCAUAAUGUAUGGAACAGUGAUGGGUAGCAUAGGGGCAUUACAUGCUUUCACAUCGCGUGAUGAUGUGGAUUUCUUCUCUCAUCUGGAGAUGCACAUGAGGCAGGAGUAUCCUCCUCUCUGCGGGAGAGACCACAUGGCUUACAGAUCUGCAUAUUUUCCGGUCAAGGACGUGAUAGAUGGAGAUCUGUGUGAGCAGUUCCCGACACUCCCAAUGGACUUGCAGAGGAAAAUAGCAGACGAGUUGGAUCGAACACCUGCGGAGAUUCUGAAGAAGCUCGAAGACGCAAGGAAUAAGAUCAUUUAAUAAACACAAAACAAAAGAGAGUCAUUGUUUUGUUGGAGGACAAAGUAGAGUAGAGGAGAAAGAGGUUAUAAUAGUUUUUGUAAAGCUCUGUCUGUCUUCAAUGGUUUGUUUUACAAAUACUAUUGUGAGACCUGAUGAAUGAUGUCCAAAUUUACUUAUGAAUAUACAACUUUGAUAGAGUGUUUA
Molecule: messenger RNA, 2076 nt
Organism: Arabidopsis lyrata subsp. lyrata
Lineage: Eukaryota; Viridiplantae; Streptophyta; Magnoliopsida; Brassicales; Brassicaceae
Product: spliceosome-associated protein 130 A
Exons: 3
Biological process (GO): mRNA splicing, via spliceosome
Cellular component (GO): U2 snRNP; nucleus
Molecular function (GO): U2 snRNA binding; protein binding
Source: RefSeq, a predicted model, not a curated record